AUGUAUCAAGUCAUGUGGGCGUUUUACGUCUUCGCUUUUGUCUGCAUCAUAUCAAAGAUCCCGUAUUCAGAACAUAUUAUUCCAAAAAAAUCCACUGCAGAGAAUGGUACAGGAAUCAAACAAUACUCGUUAAAAAUAACGAAGUACCUCUGUGUCGGUGUUCCAUACAGCAGAUCUAAAUUGCAUCACUGCAAAACGGUAUUACGCCGUAACAAACCUGCCGUCUUGAAUAUAUCCAUCACCGUUCCUGAGGUUCUCACCUACAUCUGGCUAACGGUAAAGUUACAUUACAAGUUCCAAACCUACCAACCAUUGCUUAUUGAUUUAGAGAAAGAAGCAUGUGAAUAUUUGGCAAAACAUCCUUUUAAUCCAAUUGAUGAAUACAUUUACAACAUAUUUGCAAAAACAUUGCCACAGGUUGUAUCACCAUGUCCACACGGGAAUCGAACCUACACAGCUAUGUGGUGGCUUCAGGAACGAUACACACCGAGUUCUAUGCCAGCGGGAGACUACCGGUUGGAUGUGAAGUUUUUUGGUUGGAAUAACAUCACUCUCUUCUAUCUUGAGGUUUAUUUCUCUGCCCGGCGUAAAGGCAUUAUCGGUUCUAUGAUUGAAUGGUAA
Molecule: messenger RNA, 621 nt
Organism: Anopheles nili
Lineage: Eukaryota; Metazoa; Arthropoda; Insecta; Diptera; Culicidae
Exons: 2
Coding region: 1-621 (206 amino acids)
Source: RefSeq, a predicted model, not a curated record